Messenger RNA from Monascus purpureus, 4261 nucleotides. NCBI's taxonomy places the organism in Eukaryota, Fungi, Ascomycota, Eurotiomycetes, Eurotiales, Aspergillaceae. The record is from the annotation of a GenBank genome assembly.
UCCAAACCUCACCGUGCGCCGCUCCUCCUUUUUUACUCGCCAUCAUAUUCACCCUUGUCGAGGACCUUUCACUCAUUCUGUUCUGUUAUUCUUUUUUUGAUCCCGCGUCUUGCGUGCUACCUCCCUCUCCUUGUACAUCCCUCCCCGUCAUAUUUUCUUUCCCCCAGCCGUCUUUUCCGGUCACCUGUGAGGCAAGAGUUUCCCAGAAAAGGAUCCUCCGUGCUGUCCUAUCUCGAAGCUCGAGAUAAGACCAAAUCUCACAUGGCAUCUUCAUAUCCUGCGCCUCCCAUUUUUCGUUUAUCUCACGCUUCUCUGACGAGUCUUCUCUCUCUUUCCGUCUGAGCCCGUGAUCUCUAUUGCAUCCUGCGUCGUACCUAAGUCCGAGAUCUCUUCAUACCGUGUUACUCUCUCUAGCUACGGAAGAUUUCACUGGAUACUUUGGCCAUUUCAUUUAUUGUUGUCUCAUUUUCUUUUCCUUGUUGUAUUGUCCGUUUGGCUCUUUAUUUUUCUCAAGUAAACCUCCAAGAUGAAGUUCGGUCGCAAUUUACCACGGAAUGUCGUUCCUGAGUGGAGCUCCUCGUACAUAAAGUACAAGGCGUUGAAAAAACUCAUCAAAUCGGCCGCGGAAGAUAAAAAGGCUGGAAAAGAGGCGGAUCUGGCCGGAUUCUUCUACUCCCUUGAUCGAAAUCUCGAGGAUGUCGACUACUUCUACAACAAGAAAUUCUCGGAUUUCUCUCGCCGUUUGAAAUUACUAGAGGAGCGUUAUGGUCAUUCCAUGGAAACGGACCACCGGCUUGAUUCGGAGGAUAUCGAGGACCUUCUGGCUGCCCUGCUCGAAUUGCGUGGUCAACUGCGCAAGCUGCAGUGGUAUGGCGAGGUUAAUCGUCGCGGGUUUAUCAAGAUCACCAAGAAGCUGGACAAGAAGGCCGGCACACAGGCGCAGAAAAGGUAUCUGGAGACCAAAGUCGACCCGGCUCCUUUCGCGUCAAAUACCCGUGUCUUUGAAACCUUGAAGAAGAUCAAUGAUUGGCUAUCUGUGCUUGGAGACCAGAAAGUUGCCGACGAUGCCAGCUCCACCUGUUCCUCCCGCUCUUUGAAGAAGGGACCAACUCGGCCCAAUUUGAAUCUUCCUCCGAGCGUGCUCCAGGCCGUUGAUGAUGCCCUCCGGAAGGAUGAUAUUCACGUUCUGUUGGAGCUGCAGGAGGCAUUGAAAUCUGCAUCGGACGCGAUCGGUGAUACCGUCUACCAGAAAGUCCUCAAGAACCUCUUGCAACGUGCUAUCUUCUAUCGCGCCGGGAGUUGUGUCACCUCGCUGCUUGGCAAGAUCGAUACAUUUGAAGAUGAAGAUGAUAUCAACAAACGUAACUGUAUUCAUCGCCUUGUCAUUUCGAUCGGAAGGGCUCAAACAACAGCCGAUAACGAACAAUCUACAUCUAUGGUUCUUGACUUCCCUCCCGAUGUAUUGAACUACAUCACACCAGCUGCGCCUCCUACCCUGCAAGCUCCGCGCCCUAUCGUGAAGGAGUCAAACCAGCAGCAGCUCAUGGGGCGAGAUGAUCCUGCCGUGUCCCUCCUUCAGCUUUUGUUGGACGAACUCCGGCCCGAGGAUCGGGGUGCUUUGCUUGCCAAGGAUUUAGCUGGCCGCACGCCUCUUCACUAUGCUGCGCAAUAUGGAUUCAGAGUUGUAUGUGAGGUCAUUAUUGAGCACCUCCAAGCCUGGGAUAUGUUCGACGUUAGCGAAGGUAUCGAUGGUCCAUAUUGGCAGGACAAUGAUGGUUGGGCUCCUUUACAUCUAAGCGUGGUCGGUGGUCAUCCCUUGACUACACAAGCCCUCCUCAACGCAGAGAACUGGAAAGGUGUCAGCCAGGAAAAGUCUGCCAUCCGGAAGGGUGUUUUAAGAUCGGGUGCAGUUCUUGCGCUUGCUACCAAGGCAAAUUUUGUUGACAUUGUGCAGCUUCUGGUCGAUGCUGGUGUCGAUAUCAACUAUCAGGAUGAGCAAGGCGAAACUGCACUGCAUGUUGCUGCCCGUUUUGGACACGAUGCCUGCGCCAAGAUCUUACUGCAGGGUACUGGCGAGCAAAAGGCCAAUACCGAACUGGUCGAGAACACUUAUUCUUGGACGCCAUUGUUCAUCGCCAGUGUCGAUGGAUCUCUGGGCGUUGUGGAACUUCUUCUUGAGGCCGGCGCGGAUGCUGCCAGACUCGAUUCCUCCGGUUGGACUGCGAAAGAACAUGCAGCAUUAAGAGGCCAUCUUGACAUUGCGACACGUCUUGCAGAUGCCACCCCGGAGUCUGAGAUCGUUGAUCCAGAGCCCGUAAUUCCUGUUCCUAUCACUUCAUCUUCUCCACCUGUGCAGUCCUCUCUCACUGAACGUCGAUCCGAUACUGCUGCUUCUGGGGGGAGUUCUCGUUCGCGAACUCCUGAGCCUAUUAAGUCUUUUGGACACCGGUAUCUCACCGACGAGGCCAUGAUCCUGGUCAGUCUCGGGUCCAUGGACAUGCGUAAACAUCAGCCAGCUGUGGAACUUGACCGUAUACCCAUGGAGAACGCUCAUUCCACCCAGCUGGACACUGCUCUGUCAGUCGUCGUUUCUGCUAGUGGAGCGCACGGAGAACCUGAAGUUGUCGACCUACCGAUCCAAGAUAAUAUCUCAACCGAACCUAUCGUGUUCCAUACAGCAGACCCUACCAAGGUCCGGCUCUUGUUUGAUUUCAUCCCCACGUACGCCGGAUCGAAAGACAAGAUUGUCGGACGUGGCGUCGCUCUUCUUUCCUCUAUCAAGCCAAAUAUUGGCUCUAAUCGUAUCAGUCUCAAAGGCGACUCGACGGUGCCUGUCGUUGCUGCGAACACUUUAGAGGUUAUCGGCUCGGUCACGUUCAACUUCCUCAUUAUUACACCUUUCAAGCAUCCGAAAAUGUCAAUCACAGGAGAGCAGACUUAUUGGACGAGUAUGAGCGACACUAUGGUCAUCGGCCACCGCGGUCUUGGCAAGAAUUUUGCCAGUCGACGAUCUCUGCAGCUGGGCGAGAAUACUGUCCAGUCGUUCAUUGCAGCCGCAAAUCUGGGCGCAUCUUACGUGGAGUUCGAUGUGCAACUGACCAAGGAUCAUGUUCCUGUCAUUUAUCAUGACUUUCUCGUCAGCGAAACGGGCAUAGACGCCCCAGUUCACACUCUUACUCUGGAGCAGUUUCUCCAGUUGAGCGAGAACCGUCCGCUACAAUCUGCUUCUCCCUUCCAGAGGAGUGAUUCUAAUCGGAAGGACUACUGGAGCGAUGCUAGUGUCAGACAGCGGUCGAUGUCGGUUGGGGGUACGGAAUACGAUCCUUCGGAACUUAACGAAAGGAUCAAGCACACUCGUGAUUUCAAAAAGAAGGGCUUUAAAGGAAACACUCGCGGUAGCCAUAUCCAGGCACCGUUCGCCACUUUGGAAGAAUUGUUUAGGAAACUUCCUGAGUCGGUUGGAUUCAAUAUUGAAAUGAAAUACCCGAUGCUCCAUGAGAGCGAGGAGGAAGAGAUGGACACUUACGCGGUUGAGCUGAAUUCCUUCGUGGAUACUGUCCUGACCAAGGUCUAUGAUCUCGGUAAAGGACGUAACAUGAUCUUUUCCAGCUUCAACCCAGACAUUUGUCUUCUCCUUUCUUUCAAGCAACCUUCCAUCCCCGUGCUUUUCUUGUCGGACGCCGGGACUUCACCUGUCGGUGAUAUCCGUGCCAGCAGUCUGCAGGAAGCGAUUAGGUUUGCAUCCAGAUGGAACCUUCUCGGCGUCGUGUCUGCGGCCGAACCGUUCGUCCUUUGCCCCCGUCUUGUUAGGGUUGUCAAGGAGUCUGGUCUCGUUUGUGUCUCGUACGGAACAUUGAACAAUGACCCCGUAAAUGUCAAGCGCCAAGUUGUUGAGGGCAUUGAUGCUGUCAUCGUCGACUCUGUCCUUGCUAUCCGGAAGGGUCUCACGGAGAGUCGCAACAAGAGGCUCACUCCUGGACCCUCUCCGCUCCCUAAACCGACACCGUCACCGAAUGCGGAGAGUGCCGGGGAGUCAAUGACGAUACCUGCUCUUCAGCAGUUGGAUGAUGGCAACACUGUUCAUAUCAAACCAGAGGCCGUGUUGAAGAGCUUUCCGACGGUCAAAUCUGGUCCGACACUUUGAUCUUGACUUGCUUUUAGAAGUGUUGGCAUUUUGCUUUUCAUAUUGUUCAAUUUUCAGGCCUGUCCCAGCCAGGCGAGCAUUAUUUAUCCCAGUUUCCCUUAUUCUUACUCGUCUUUC